AUGCAGGAAUCGCUCGCCGACGAACUUGACCUUGCCUUUGAACUCGAGGAUGUAUCACUCAGUCCAGUACACUCGUUCGACAGAUAUCACAAAGAUUCCGAAAAGGAGCGGCGAGGAGAUCCCGGAGAAAAUCAGAAGAGUUGGGAACGAGGUCCCGGAGAAGUGAAAACACCUCCUGCCGCAGAAAUCCUCAGCAGUACCACGUUCGGCCAAACACCCACAAAGAGCAACCUCGUUAAGCACUGUAGUCCAAGUGAGCCCGCACCCCAGCCUAAGUCUCUGGAAGAGCAUACAAUCUCCAUCACUUCGAGAUACAACGUGAAAUUCAUUGAUAGGGACGCGGACGGUUUUUUCAAUAUGGAGACUAUGCCGACAGUCACUGAUGUUCAGCGACGAGUUCAACAGAUAAUGGGGAUCGCGGCACUGCAGGGGACUCUAGCCCCCGCAACAAUCUCUGACGCGGCUCCAUCGACCACUGGCAGCUCUCACACGUCUUCUUCCAUGGCCUUGCACUCAGUCAAACGUCCUUCGAUAGCUUCACUCACAUCAUCGUGA
Molecule: messenger RNA, 555 nt
Organism: Letharia columbiana
Lineage: Eukaryota; Fungi; Ascomycota; Lecanoromycetes; Lecanorales; Parmeliaceae
Exons: 2
Coding region: 1-555 (184 amino acids)
Source: RefSeq, a predicted model, not a curated record